Lindgomyces ingoldianus is the source of this 1821-nucleotide messenger RNA. RefSeq lists its product as uncharacterized. The transcript has 5 exons. The record is from RefSeq and is a predicted model, not a curated record. Lineage: Eukaryota; Fungi; Ascomycota; Dothideomycetes; Pleosporales; Lindgomycetaceae. Gene Ontology annotation, cellular component: membrane. The coding region runs from base 1 to 1821 and encodes 606 amino acids. Gene Ontology annotation, molecular function: myo-inositol:proton symporter activity. Gene Ontology annotation, biological process: transmembrane transport.
AUGGCUUCCGUUAGCAUUCAUUCUACCGACAACAAGGUUGACAACAUUGUCACUACUGAGAACAUCGAUGCUGCUAUCGACUAUACCCGUAAUGUUAACGCUAAGAUUGUUAAUCCACUGGCCGGAAUUCCCAAAGACAAUCUCCGGGACAAGGUCGAUGCAUUCUGCGAAUCGUGGGGAUUUCAAGAGAAAAGGGAGGUAUUCUGGAAGGGUGCACUAGCUGCUCAAAAGCCGACCGACUACGAGAACAUUCCCGAGCUACUUGAGGAGGACAAGUACCACAUCCGCCGAGAAACAACCCACCGAUGGCAUCUCCCAAAAGAUUUGUACUAUGCCAUUGCUUUGUGCUCACUUGGCUCGGCGAUUCAAGGAUGGGACAAUACGGGUGCGAAUGGCGCAAAUCUUUCUUUUCCACAGGAAUUCGGUAUCGAGCACGAUACCUGGCUCGUUGGUGUAAUUAACUCUGGACCUACUCUCUUUGGACUCGCAAGUGCGUGGGCAGCCGACCCGAUCAACAACGCACUAGGACGACGGGGUACCAUCUUCCUGACUGGCCUCUUCUGUAUCUUCCCUGUGCUAGCUCAAGCGUUUACGCAAAACUGGUGGGGCUUGUUGUUAUGUCGGCUCUUCAUGGGCUUGGGCAUGGGGGUGAAAAUCUCCACGAUCCCAAUCUAUUCCGCAGAAAUAUCCCCUGCAUCUAUCCGUGGUGGAAUGGUCACAAGCUUCCAACUAUGGGUAGCGUUCGGAAUCUUCAUCGGGCAGUGUUCGAACCUCAUCUUCUUCCGUAUUGGGGAACUUGCUUGGCGCUUCCAGUUAGCUGCAGCCUUCGUACCGGCUAUACCCAUUGUCGUAUUUGUCUGGUUCUGCCCUGAGUCUCCAAGAUGGCUUUUGAAAAGAGGAAGAUAUCAAGAAGCAUUUAAGGCUCUCUGCCGUGUUCGAAACACUGAGGUCAUUGCAGCGCGAGAACUCUACUACGCUCAUUGCCAAAUCUCCGAGGAACACAACGCAUUUGCUGGUAUUUCGCUCAGUAGUCGUAUCAAGGAUCUUCUUACAGUACCUCGACUCCGCCGCGCCACUGUCGCCAGUGCAGUUGUUGUCAUCUCACAACAGUUCUCUGGAAUUAACAUCAUGGCUUUCUAUUCCUCAACCAUCUUUGCCGAGGCGGGAUACAGUCCAAAGGAAUGUCUCUUGGUAUCUAUGGGCUUUGGUCUGAUCAUGUUUGUAUUCGCAAUCCCGGCCGUGUACACUAUGGAUACGUUCGGUCGGCGCAACCUCCUCCUCGUGACCUUCCCGAACAUGGCAUGGUGCUUGCUCGCAGCUGGAUUCUGUUUCCUAAUCGAUACGGGAGUUAGCGCGAGGGUACCGCUCAUUGCUUUCUUUAUCUUCCUCUUCACGGCCCUAUACGGUCCUGGCAUGGGUCCUCUUCCGUCGAUCUACUUUAGCGAGUCUUUUCCACUUUCACAUCGAGAAAUCGGUGGCGCAUUUACGAUAUGUGUGAAUAAUGCAGUUGGAUCUGCGUUGACGCUGAGUUUUCCGUCCCUGCUCGCCAAGAUCACUCCUACCGGUGCAUUUGCAUUCUACGCUGGCCUGAAUGUUCUAGCCUUCAUAAUGAUCUUCUUUCUCGUCCCUGAAACUAUGCAACGCACUCUCGAAGAACUCGAUUUCAUCUUUGGAGUCCCAACUGGUCGGCAUAUCGCUUACCAACUACGCACUUGGCUGCCUUGGUGGAUCAAGAAAUAUAUAUUCUUCCAGCGAAAGGCACAGCUUAAGCCGUUAUAUCAACUUGAAGGAUUUAUGAGUUCGAGAACUGGAAGCGUGUAG